Messenger RNA from Micropterus dolomieu (smallmouth bass), 1099 nucleotides. RefSeq names its product dihydrodiol dehydrogenase, tandem duplicate 2 (gene dhdh.2). The transcript is spliced from 7 exons. NCBI's taxonomy places the organism in Eukaryota, Metazoa, Chordata, Actinopteri, Centrarchiformes, Centrarchidae. Gene Ontology annotation, molecular function: nucleotide binding. Bases 26 to 1030 code for a protein of 334 amino acids. The record is from RefSeq and is a predicted model, not a curated record.
UCAAUCUGGCAGUUUACUGUCCAAUAUGGCAACCAGGUGGGGAAUCUGUAGCGCGGGGAAGAUCAGUCAUGACUUCACUGUGGCCCUGAAAACUCUUCCUCCUGAAGACCAUCAGGUUGUGGCUGUGGCAGCUCGCAAUUUAGAGGAUGCACAGGGGUUUGCCAAAAAGCACAGCAUCUUACGAGCAUAUGGCAGCUAUGAGGAGCUGGCCAGAGAUCCAGACAUAGAUGUAGUGUAUGUUGGAGUUAUCCACCCCUACCAUCUGAGCACUUGUCUGCUCUUUACCAAUGCCAAGAAGAACGUGCUGUGUGAGAAGCCCUUGGCCAUGAACGCCAAGGAGGCACAGGAGAUCCUGGCGUCUGCCAAGAUGAAUGACGUCUUCUUCAUGGAGGCUGUCUGGACCCGAUUCUUCCCGGCCUCAGUGGAGAUCAAACGGCUGCUGACCCAGGGUGAUAUUGGUGAGGUGAAGAUGGUGAGAUCAGAGUUUGGCGUGCCAUUGGCACAUGUACCGAGAUCGGUGCAGAAGGAGCUGGGCGGAGGAGCAAUGCUAGAUAUUGGUAUCUACUGCCUGCAGUUCAUAUGCAUGGUGUAUAAUGGAGAGAAGCCAGAGUGCAUCCAGGCCAUGGGGAUCUGCAUGGAGACAGGAGUGGAUGAGACUGUAGUUGUCACUCUGAAGUUCUCCAAGAACAGGAUGGCAGUAUUUACUUGCUCUUCGUGUAUGCAGCUGCCCAAUGAUGCCAUUAUUGUAGGUACAAAGGGAACCAUCAGGGUCCCUGAUCAUAUGUGGUGCCCCACAUCAUUGGUGGUGAAUGGGAAGGAGACUCAGUACCCGGUGCCAGAACCCUAUUUGCCUCUUAACUUCCUCAACAGUACAGGGUUGCGUUACGAAGCAGAGGAAGUUCGACAGUGUUUGCUCAAAGGGCUGAAGGAGAGUGCAGUUAUGUCCCAUGCUGACUCUCUUCUGCUGGCUGAGGUGGAGGACGAGGUUCGCAGGCAGGUGGGGGUGGUGUACAGCCAGGACUGCCAUUAAAUGGUUAACGUGACGCUAGAUCGGCUUUCUGUUUUUGAUUAAAACAAGUUUAUGAUGGAGAAUCCCAAA